CUGGCCGGUCCUGGAGCGGCGACGGCGACUGUUUCCGGGCUCUGUGUCCAGGGAGACGGGAACCGGCGGGGGAAGCGAGCCGGACGGGGACUCUCAGGCCGUCAGUAAUUCAGUGGCUCCCAUGAACGUGCAGCGGCGGAGUGAGGCCAGGGAGGCGAGCCCGGUGUUGAGCCGGGCGCCGGCUGGGAGACCUCGGGCUGUUAGUGUCGGUCCGGGUCCGGGCCUCGGCGCCCUGCUAAUGCAGCAGCCGCUGUCCCGACAGCAGCUGAAGCGGCUGGAGGAGCACCGGUACCGGAGCGCCGGCGCCUCGCUGCUAGAGCCGUUAAUGCAGGUGUGGUGGGAGUGGUUGGUUAGCCGUCUCCCGCUCUGGAUGGCGCCUAACGCUAUCACCGUCACCGGGCUGGCUCUCAACGUGUGUACCACCCUCAUCCUUAUCCUGUACUGCCCGACGGCCACCGAGCAGGCACCUCUGUGGGCGUACCUGGCCUGUGCUCUAGGUCUGUUUGUGUACCAGACACUCGACGCCAUUGAUGGGAAGCAGGCAAGGCGAACAAACAGUAGCAGUCCUCUCGGAGAGCUGUUUGACCAUGGCUGCGAUUCACUCUCCACAGUCUUCGUCGUCCUCGGGAUAUGUAUAGCUGUGCAGCUGGGCACCAACCCAGACUGGAUGUUCUUCUGCUGUUUCGCCGGCGUGUUCAUGUUCUACUGCGCUCACUGGCAGACAUACGUCUCCGGGACGCUGCGUUUCGGCAUAAUUGAUGUGACUGAAGUGCAAAUCUUCAUAAUUGUCCUGUUUUUAUUGGCCGCCAGCGGAGGAACAGCAUUUUGGGAAUCGAUGAUACCAGUGCUGGACAUUCAAGUUAAAAUCGUGCCCGCCCUCUUCGUAGUGGCAGGUGCCAUCUUCUCUUGCACCAACUACUUCACUGUCAUCUUCACCGGCGGUGUUGGGAAGAACGGCUCCACCAUUGCGGAUACGAGCGUACUGUCCCCAUUCCUGCACAUUGGGGCAGUGAUAACCCUGGCGUUGAUGAUCUACAAGAAAUCGACCAGCCGGCUCUUUGAGAACAACCCCUGCCUCUACAUCCUCGCAUUUGGUUUUGUCUCGGCCAAAAUAACCAAUAAAUUAGUGGUGGCUCACAUGACGAAGAGUGAAAUGCAUUUGCAGGACACUGCCUUCGUUGGCCCAGGGCUGCUCUUCCUAGACCAGUACUUCAACAGUUUUAUCAGCGAGUAUUUGGUGCUCUGGAUUGCUUUGGUGUGGUCUCUCUUUGACCUAAUCCGUUACUCGGUGGGUGUCUGCAAUCAGAUUGCCUCUCAUCUCCACAUUAACAUCUUCAAAAUCAACUCCAUCUCCUCCUCGCCAGUCAGCUCCCAGGAGCGAAACCAUCACGAGUGACUUAACCACUGUGCUUGCUGAAGCGACCCCAGGACAUGACUGAGGAAAUGUAUAUAGAGAAAAACAUCAGAAUGGAAGAAGUGAACAAAUUAUUAAUUUAUGGUUCAAUCAUUGUGUGCACUUUUUGUUUUUAUUUAAGCCUCAGUUUCUGAAUGAAGUCUAACUAGCACUCCUAAAUAGGCGGACUGUGGAAAGAGCUGGCUUGCUGCUGCAUGCAUGACUCCCUGUAACGUGGGCAGGUCAGGAAGGGACCUGGUCUCAUACAGGAUGUAGAAGAGCACAUGGGGUUUUGCUCAAUCUUUUCCCACCUACUUGGCCGACUUUCCAUUAUGCGUGGGCUUAUGCGUGAACUUAAUUGAAGUCACUACUGUCUUGUGGAAGUCAGAUGAGCCAUAUUGCAGGUAAGGACUGCGAGUGAGGGAAUGGGGUUCCUUGUGCCAAGUGACAUCCUUGCUCCUGAGGUGAGUGAACUACAGACAGUACUUUACAAGAAAGCAAAUUGUUUUGGCCAUGUGAUCUGGAGAGUUUCCUUAAAAUUUAAAGAGAAAUGUCAGAAAAGACUGUACCUCCUGUGGGUUAAAGUUUUGCAAUGCACUAUUUUGUAAUAUGUGUCCUAAUUACACCAGUAAUGCUGUAUCAGAUUCUGGUAUUAACUGCUGAACCGUAUGAAAGUGUGUAAUUAAAGGGGCCUUGUGUGUACUGUACUGGACUGCCAGUUUUAGGUUCAGUGUCAUGUGACUGUUUAGUGUGCAAUGCUUUGUCUUUUUUUACACGUCAACAUGUAAAGGAGUAAAUAGCCACAAAAGUGCUUUCACUUUCGAAAAAUAAAAGUCACCCCACAAGAGCGAGGCUGCAGCUUCCUGACUUACUCAGAAUGCCAUUUCCUGUGAAUCAUUAACUUUCCAAACUAGCCUUCACCUUGUGCCGUCACCAAGAGGAACAAGACAGUAAUCUUCACAGAGGGUCCUGCCCUGAACAGCUUCUCUUUAGGGGAAUUCUUCAAACGAAUCAAGUCACUUCACAGGACAUCAAACUAAGAAAGGCUGUUUCUCUUGGUCUGAAAUCCUGUGAAGUGACUUCAUGCAGAAUGAUUUAUUGGCCUAAAUAGUACUGGAAAUGUGCACAGUAUCCUCAGUGCCUAGAGUUGUAGGCAAAGAGAAUUACUUGCUGGACAGGUGCUGGAUUUGACCCGAUUCCUUGCACCUGCUUACUGCCCGUCAAGUAAUAGCGUACUUCAUACUGAAGUGCUCUUUCCUCCAUGUGGGUAAUGAGUCAGUACCUUUCUAUAAUAAAAUGAUCUCCACAAUGAGGGUGUAGUUCAUCUCCUGUUGCAGAAUAUAGUCUGCCUCCCAAGCCUGGGUGGGUCCAUGUUUACACCACAGCUGAGAACAAGCCUGGCCUUCAACUAUUUUGGUAGUUGUCCAGUUUCAGACGGCUCACUCAUACCUACACUGCUGUGAGUAAUACAUAUUUUUUCCAUUCUGAAAUAGACGCUGAAUUUAAUAUAGGAUUUUAGAUGGAUCACAUGGUUUCUUAGUUUCAGGACACACUGCACAAUGGCUUGGUUAACUUUUCUAACUUUGAGUAUUUCCAGUUAUUUAGCUGAGUGGUUCAUGGAGAGGCGACUCAGAUGGAUUUGUGUUGUACAUCAGAGAUCAAUACCCUAUGUCCUCCUUUGGCUGUUGGCUGUGGAAAAAAAGAGCAGAAUGUGACCUGAUUAUUGUUGCGUUUUGUACAUAGUUUCAGUGCAACAGUUGGUAACUGUAUCUUCAUUGGCAUCUACUAACAAUUCCAAUCUUCUCUGGUGCUUGAGGGUCUGGGGUACCACUAUGAUCAGACGUGGUGGCUUAGUACUUAAUCUAGCCUGCUUCUGUUUCCUGUAGCAGAGGAUUGCGGCUGUAAUCUGUUCCUGUGCAUAUGUAACAACUUUUCCUGAGAGAUACACUGCUAAAUGUCAUUUUACGUAGUUUCUUCUAGAAAAUGCAGACAGGACGAUCAAAAUAGCAAUAGAUGGAAUCAAAAUUUUCACCUCUUGUACUGGCGACUUACAAGUCUGAAUAUCAGAUAGUAACAAGGGCCCAUUUCCCCAUCAAAUUUGAACUGUUAGGAUGCUGGCUUUGCCAGUAAUAACAGACAGCUUUUUUUUUGCAUUAUGUAAUUAUUUUAGUAAAUAUACACCAUAAGUUUUGGUCCAAUUUUUUUUUGGCAUACAAAGCUCCUGGUAUUAUGGAUAAUACAGGGUUUGUAGAUGAGUACUGUAUUGAUCUUUGAAGUGAACUCUUGAGUCUGAAGCAAAUUUUAAAUAACAUUAAAUGAUUAAAGACACAUCAGAUCUCUGAAAAAUUGUUUCAAAAUGAUUUUGCAUCCUGAACAGUGGGGAAAGAAGGCUGUUGAGUACUCAAAGCCCUUUCACACAUGAAAAUUCCCAAACUAUGGAGCAAUCUGGAACUACUUGUACUCAUAGCACUGAAGCCAUAUAGUGUUUGUUAUCAUCAGUCUGUUGCAACAAGUAUUACAAAUGGAUCUGUGGCAGUAUUUCUCAAGCGUAUGGAUCGGAAUGGGUGUGGGGAUUGUGGAUAUGGGCGUUUGCUCACAUUUUGUGCACUGAGAACAUUUCAGAAGGGUUCUCUUUGUCCGCAGUGAAAGUGAGAUGUGGACCUCACUAGCCCACCAUCUCUAAACACAUUUCCAAAUGCUAGACAUGGUUAACGGAAUGAUCUAAAGCAUCUGUUGACUUUGCCCCUUUUUCUUGGGCCCCUGUUUCUGAAAAAGUUGUAACUGUAAAAUUCCAUGAAUAGCUGGAAUAAUCUGCUGUUUGGGACAGGUAAUCUAGUCAACAUAUUUUCUUAUUCAGCACCCCCAUUCACCUGGAGCAACAGGAUCUAAUGGCAAUAUAAUUGUUUUGCACAAACCUUGGUUGUUUAUGAGAAUACAUAAAGCUUCACCUAAUUUUGCCUUUAGUGGACUGAGCCUCUUGAUUUUAUUCUUGUAACCUUUCUAAAUAAGUGCUGAUGUAA
Messenger RNA from Mobula hypostoma (lesser devil ray), 4413 nucleotides. Its product is annotated as choline/ethanolaminephosphotransferase 1-like. Gene Ontology annotation, cellular component: endoplasmic reticulum membrane; Golgi apparatus. Gene Ontology annotation, molecular function: diacylglycerol cholinephosphotransferase activity; ethanolaminephosphotransferase activity. The transcript is spliced from 8 exons. NCBI's taxonomy places the organism in Eukaryota, Metazoa, Chordata, Chondrichthyes, Myliobatiformes, Myliobatidae. Gene Ontology annotation, biological process: phosphatidylethanolamine biosynthetic process. The record is from RefSeq and is a predicted model, not a curated record. The coding region runs from base 122 to 1396 and encodes 424 amino acids.